Plodia interpunctella (Indianmeal moth) is the source of this 776-nucleotide messenger RNA. It is a transcript of the gene spz5, whose product is annotated as neurotrophin 1-like. Gene Ontology annotation, biological process: central nervous system formation; innate immune response. Lineage: Eukaryota; Metazoa; Arthropoda; Insecta; Lepidoptera; Pyralidae. Gene Ontology annotation, molecular function: Toll binding; growth factor activity. The transcript has 5 exons. The coding region runs from base 112 to 744 and encodes 210 amino acids. The record is from RefSeq and is a predicted model, not a curated record. Gene Ontology annotation, cellular component: extracellular region.
CGAAAUACAUUCAUUAUGUGAACACAAUUUAGAUGAGCCAGUCUUUAUUGACUAAUGUUUGUAGAAUUUAUUUCACAAAUUGUCUGAAAUCAGUUGAAUUCACAGUGAAACAUGAAUACCAAUCUUCAAAUUAACAUGUUUCAGAGCCUAAUAUUGCUAUGGAUGCUAUCAACAAGCCAGGGUUUGGCUCUAGACUGGACAUCGUUCGUGCCCCACGUGUCGCCAGAGUCGGGAGAGCCACCUUGCGCUCACGGUCACAACUAUUGCCUCAAAGUUAAGGAUUAUCCUACUGACACCAUCGUAAAGCUCUUGAAAUCAGCGCCCCGGGAAAUUACUAGUUAUCUCCACAACAGUUUGGAUGCCAAGACUCAUAGCCCAAACAUGGAAUUUCAAGUUAAUCUUCACACAAACACAUCGUCAAUGAAGAAGAAAGACGAGCAGCUUUGCAGGUCCUACAUCAGGAUCAUCAGGCCGCUGGUGGCCCGCGACGACGGGAACCAGUGGCGGUACAUCGUCAACGUGGGGGAACACGAGCAACUCUUGGAGAUCGAGACGUGUGCCAACGAAGCAAGAAAAUGCAGCGAGGAAUACACAAAACAAACUCAGGCUGUAUGCGAGCAGAAGAUGGUGGCGAGGCGGCUGCUCGCUCUUGACCCUUCUGGCAGCAGGCUGACCUGGCACAACGGGAUGAUGCCGUCGUGCUGCCAGUGUACUUUGUACGAUGGACCACGACGAUUGGUGUAAAGAAAAUAAAGACAACUUUACUGUAUUUAUAA